CAAAGACCAUGGUGCACUGUGCCGGCUGCAAAAGGCCCAUCCUGGACCGCUUCCUCUUGAACGUGCUGGACAGGGCCUGGCACGUCAAGUGCGUCCAGUGCUGUGAAUGUAAAUGCAACCUGACCGAGAAGUGCUUCUCCCGGGAAGGCAAGCUCUACUGCAAAAACGACUUCUUCCGGUGUUUCGGUACCAAAUGCGCAGGCUGCGCGCAGGGCAUCUCCCCUAGCGACCUGGUGCGGAGAGCCCGGAGCAAAGUGUUUCACCUGAACUGCUUCACCUGCAUGAUGUGUAACAAGCAGCUCUCCACCGGCGAGGAGCUCUACAUCAUCGAUGAGAACAAGUUCGUCUGCAAAGAGGAUUACCUAAGCAACAGCAGCGUCGCCAAAGAGAACAGCCUCCACUCAGCCACCACGGGCAGUGACCCCAGUUUGUCUCCGGACUCCCAAGACCCGUCGCAGGACGACGCCAAGGACUCGGAGAGCGCCAAUGUGUCAGACAAGGAAGGCGGCAGCAAUGAGAACGACGACCAGAACCUGGGGGCCAAGCGGAGAGGGCCGCGCACCACCAUCAAAGCCAAGCAGCUGGAGACGCUGAAGGCCGCCUUUGCCGCUACACCCAAGCCCACGCGCCACAUCCGCGAGCAGCUGGCUCAGGAGACUGGCCUCAACAUGCGUGUCAUUCAGGUCUGGUUCCAGAACCGACGGUCCAAGGAACGGAGGAUGAAGCAGCUAAGCGCGCUGGGCGCCAGGCGCCACGCCUUCUUCCGCAGUCCGCGCCGGAUGCGGCCGCUCGUGGACCGCCUGGAGCCGGGCGAGCUCAUCCCCAACGGGCCCUUCUCCUUCUAUGGAGAUUACCAGAGCGAGUACUACGCUCCCGGAGGCAACUACGACUUCUUCCCGCAAGGCCCCCCGUCCUCGCAGGCUCAGACGCCAGUAGACCUGCCCUUCGUGCCGUCGUCCGGGCCUUCCGGGACACCCCUGGGUGGCCUGGAGCACCCGCUGCCCGGCCACCACCCGUCGAGCGAGGCUCAGCGGUUCACCGACAUCCUGGCGCAUCCUCCCGGGGACUCGCCCAGCCCCGAGCCCAGCCUGCCCGGGCCUCUCCACUCAAUGUCGGCCGAGGUCUUCGGGCCCAGCCCACCCUUCUCGUCGCUGUCGGUCAACGGCGGGGCGAGCUACGGAAACCACCUGUCUCACCCCCCCGAAAUGAACGAGGCGGCCGUGUGGUAGCGGAGUCGCGCACGAUACGCGGAGUUCGUGGUUGUACAGAAACGAACCUUUAUUUAAGAAAAACAGAAAAAAAAAAAAGAAAAAAAAAUAAAAGCAAGUCAUCCCCCCCACUUCCUCCAGCUUGGGGGGUCAUUUUCCGUCUGGGGAUACCGGAUGGGAAAGGGGGACACGAAAUAGGAUCCAAAUCCGCCUGGAGGUAAAACUGGGAUCCGUGCGCUGGCUGGCAAGGUGCAGAACUGGGGCUCCCGCAGGGAAACGCAGACCUCUCCCCACCUCCCACCUGGACCCGGAUUCUUGGACAGACACCGCCGGCGUGAGCGAGAGCCCGGCGGGCUGCAUAAAAACACCCACGGCAGCCGCGGGAGGCGGCCAGUCGGUGGUGACGCCAGGAGCCGCGGGGAGGGAGGCUGCGCCCGCAGCCGGUUGAGGACGGUGAAGCGGCCGGGGCGCUCCCGGGCCAGCCAGGAGGGUUCUGGCUCUGGGAAAUUUAUUAGUGUUGUCUCAGAGUUCAGCAACAGCGACAACAAACUUAUAGCUUCAGAAACGCCGACCUGCUGUGCAUCAGGUGGGACUAUAUAUAUAUAUAUUUUUUGUCUCUCUGGGUUUUUUGGUUUUUUUGUUUUUGCCAAAAUUGCAAAAUUCUAAAUGUAAAGCCCUCAGUAUCAACUCUUCUACCUUCACAAAGCUCUACACACACACACACACACACACACGCGCGCGCACACACACACACACACACACACACACAAUAGGAUGGUCUCCAGCCAGACCUCUUAGUAAAAUGACUUGAACAUCAGCUGUACAAGAAAAGUAUUCUACCUUCACACACACAAAAUUAAAAAAAAAAAAACUAUUGAACUAAAAACAGUCAACUGUUUACGUAUAACGUUAAAUUCAGGAGUUCAGUGUUUUACUAAUAUAUCCUGUUUUGAAACCUCUUGUUCAAAACAAAAUGUUUUGAGCAAUCAACCAAAAUUGUUCAUUUUCUUUUCCUGUAGAUGUUCUGACAGAUUUACAGGGCUUACAGCUCACUGUGCUAGUAUGUAAAAAGGUGUUGUUUACACAAGGCAAAGAGAAAACGUGAUAUUCAGACACUUGCCAAAUAGAGUAAUUAUAGCACAAAUACUGUAAAGGUGCCUGGCACCACAACCUGAAAAAGUGUUAAAAAAAAAAAAAGUGUUACAAGGUUUAAAAAAAAACCAUCUUUGCUAAUUUUUAGUCCUGUUGAACAUUCAUGGAAUUGUUAAUAUGACUUAUAUAGACCCACACAGGUUUUAUUUUUGUGUCUUUAAAAUAAAAGUCCAAAAUAUUUAAAUUUUAUGGUCAAAUAUGCAGUCAACAGCUGCUACUUUUUUCUUUACAUAUUAAAUUUCUCGUAUGUCUUUUAUUGUUCUGAUAAACCUAAGCUUGUGUGACCUCCAGUGCAUAUUAGACCAUUCACUGUAUGAAAGAAAACAUGUUGAAUAAAUUUGUGAGUUUUUAAUAAAAAUAGAAAAUCUGA
Molecule: messenger RNA, 2730 nt
Organism: Orcinus orca (killer whale)
Lineage: Eukaryota; Metazoa; Chordata; Mammalia; Artiodactyla; Delphinidae
Gene: LHX1
Product: LIM homeobox 1
Exons: 5
Coding region: 9-1229 (406 amino acids)
Biological process (GO): regulation of transcription by RNA polymerase II; neuron differentiation
Cellular component (GO): nucleus
Molecular function (GO): RNA polymerase II transcription regulatory region sequence-specific DNA binding; DNA-binding transcription factor activity, RNA polymerase II-specific
Source: RefSeq, a predicted model, not a curated record